Molecule: messenger RNA, 897 nt
Organism: Letharia lupina
Lineage: Eukaryota; Fungi; Ascomycota; Lecanoromycetes; Lecanorales; Parmeliaceae
Exons: 1
Coding region: 1-897 (298 amino acids)
Source: RefSeq, a predicted model, not a curated record
AUGCCCAGCCCCCACCCCCACAUACCCCCUGCCCCGGAACCUCUCCGCAAGACCUUCGACCCUUGGAACUCCUCCUCCACCGGCCAUCAGCGGGCAGACAACCGUCUCGCAGGCAGCACAUCAUGGCGCGCCUCUCGCACUUUGAAAUUAGGACACCAGUUCCGCGCCGGCGAAGGGGGAGGGCAGAGGGUCUUUGAUACCGUGGGGGCCGGGUCGAAGGAUUUUGGCCGGGAUGGCAGGACCGAGAACGGGGGGUGGGAGAAGGGCGCGCCGGGAUUGAGACCGAAGGGGUGGAGAGAUGUGGGCUUGAUGGUCAGUCAGGGGAGCCAGGCGGAGUUGGGGACGCAGGAGAGGGAGAAGCGGAAGAGGAAGAGGGAGGACCCGGAGUCUUUGCUCGACGAACCGGAAGAACCCACGACGCCGGAGAAAGAGAAGGAGAGAGGCAUCUUCACCGGCCUCUGCAUCUACAUCAACGGCUCCACCGCCCCUGCGAUCGGCGACCACAAACUCAAGCACCUCCUCGCCGAACACGGGGCCCAUAUCUCAAUCGCCCUCGGCCGGCGUAGCGUCACGCACGUUAUAGUGGGCAAGCCGAACGACGGCAGAGGGGGAGGUGCAGGAGGUGGAUUGUCUGGGAGUAAGAUCCAAAAGGAGAUACAGAGGGUAAGAGGGAAGGGGGUGAAGUUUGUAGCAGUGGAGUGGGUGACGGAGAGUGUGAAGGCUGGGAAGAGGCUGGCGGAGGCGAGGUUUCAAGGGGUAAGUAUCGCGCCGCGGGGGGUGGGUAGUGUUUAUGGGCUGUUCAAGAAGAAGGAGGAGGAAGAUGCUGAGAAUGCAGAUACUGUGAACGAGGGAACGAAGACAGAGGUCGGUGAUGAGGGUAAGGAAAAGGGCGGAUGA